CUCUACUCAUUUUCAGGUAUUUCCUACCAAGUUGGAAAACUAAACGCAUCAGAGACACGUCAAGGAUGGAAUUGCAACAGCGGAUGUGAGGCGCCACAACAUUGUACACUGCCACGCUGCACUAACGUAGUAUUUCCGCAAACGCUUAGUGGAUCUGGAACCGUAAGUAAACCCUAAGCAAUUAAAACUUAUAGUCUAAUCUUCAGGGUUCGGGGUAACUUUCUUUUGUAAGUGAACCACAUUAAGCUUCUUUAAAAAUCUAAUGUUCUUCACAAAUUUUGAUUUGCCAAAGUACUUGUGGUUUUAUGAUGCUUUGACGUCAGCGAUUGGUGCGCAUAGGUAUGCUUAAGUGCUUCUAAUCUCUGGGAUGUGUUUUUGAACAAAACAAACAGAACAAAACAAUUAUAAAAAGUCGGAAGAUUCUGACGAUAAAUAUAGAAGGUCUCUAUUCCAUGAAAUGGGAAAGGAGGGGGGGGGUGUGAAAGUGUGUGUGUGGGGAGGAGGGAAGGGGGUGAUUGGGGUGGAUUAGCUAGACUCUCUUUUUCUUCAGAUUUAGUGAGUGGAGUAAACGCGCGCGGAAGCGUCGAGCAGACGCGAGAAACGAGGGAGGUAUUCUCGCGCCUUCAGUCACGCGCAAGGUCACGCGUGUCUCGCGCUUUUCGCUCGCUCGACGGAUUGGGAAAAAAAAAGAGAGACUGCUUAUAGUCUAGGGUGGAGUUGUCGCCUGUUAAAUUUUCAUUGAUGCCUGUCUUUACCUAACGCAUUUUAGGUUCGAGUUUUUGUGUCAUUAAGCCAUGAAGAUCAGUCUUCAGUUGUUCAUUCACCUUCCGCCGUGUGGGCAGAGUCCGUUAGUACAGCUGGAUUUCAGUUAUGCUCGCGUGCAACAGGUUCUACAAACGACACUGGAAUUAUCAACUGGGUAGCGUUUCAGGACAAACCUAUGUUAACGCAUGGAAGCGUUACUUUUAGCGGAAUAUGGACAACAGAAACGAAGUGUGAGAAGGUGGCCUUUUCUCAGGUUAGAUACCAAUGAUUGAUAACAAGUAUACAAUUUUGCUAUAAAGGUGCAAACGUAAUUAAAUAGUAGAAACAAAUGAAAUAGUACCAGAAAGUAGUUCUAAAACAAAUGAUCACUAAUUAAUAUCCGGAAUUUGCUCUUCAUAGCAGAGUCAACUGCUAAAAGUCUUUUUAAGCUUUCUCUCGCCGCUUAGUAUCAAACUUUUCCUUCCAUCGCCUUAAGAUAAGCCAUUUUCACGUUUUACUUUGGAGGUAGUGAUUGAAUAAUGCGUGACCGUUUUGAAUGUAUUGAUGUGUUAAAGAGAAUUUGGAAAAUAGAAGUCUAUUUAUUUAAUGAUAUUAAAUUUUUGGCAUUAAACUUAACAAAGUUAGCCGAAAACGAACAUUGUUGUUUGUAACUUUAUUUAAGUAAUGGGCCAAAUAAGAUGCAUUCACCAACCUUUUCAACACUUCGUAGAAAGAGGUGAAAGAGGGGUAGAAAAUUGAGUUAAUGUGAAUAGACAAGUAGAUUUGAUUAAUCUGCUCCCCUCAGCCUUUGAUAAAUCCUAAAUUUCAUUUAAGUGCCGCUAAGUACUUCAUGGAUAAGUUCCUGCUGAUUUAUCUUUCGAGAAGCUUGUUUAUUUUCAGUCAAUAGUGUUAAUUUCAUAUAUCUAACAUCUUUUUGCAGAGCUUUGCUUCCAAGCCUCGUGUAUUUGUCUCUGUUAAAUACACUCGCAGCACAAAGCCAAAUGACGCUAUGUACUUAUGGUUAGAGAACGUCAAUUCUGGAGGAUUUGAAGUGUGCUUAAGGGAAUUCUUGCCCUUUGAUGGAAAACACCAAGAUGCAGUUGUGGUAAGUGAUGCAGUCAUUUCUUGUUAAAGGAAAUGUGGUUCGAAACCUGACGCAACUCGUCUUGUAAAGAAAAGGGUAGCAAAUUAAAAUUAUUUUCUUGUCCGCAGGACUGGUUUGCAUUCACUGGGAAUGGGAGUCAACUUAAUUUCACAAUAACUGGGGAAGAAAUCUUUCCAAACAGUGGAAAUCCAUUGGCCAAAAACAACUACGGCUUCUGUCAGGUGAAAACUUUAGUUAUAACAAGAACAUUUAGCAAGCCAAAGAACACUGAUUUUUUAGUGGUUAAGUUCACACUAAAGAAAACUUAAAAUACAGUAAACCCAAGCUUACCAGGCCAUGGUAAUCAACAUUGUAUCCAAAAUGGCAAUUCCCAGAUGUGCGCGACAUGUUUGUCUCGCGAUUUUGUUGUGCGCAUAUUUCGCGAUUUUUAAAUUUCGUGACUUUGCGAGAAUUUUGUUUCGACUCUCUUCAAUUUCGCGUUGUAGACAGUGGGCGAAUAUUAGAAGUGGGGACUUAACAGAAGAUGGGCAAAAAUAGAGGGAGAAGUGAGCACGUUCAGAUCCAUUUACUAACUUACAUGACUUUUUUUACCUAUUUACAGGAAGUACCUUUCAAUACGACCUUUUACAAAUCGCCAAUUGUGAUUCUUUCCGUAAAUCAUGAGUAUAAUCUUAAGGUCAAGGGAAGUCGUCCUCCAGAAAAUAAUAUAAUUUCAGCCUGGCUAGAGGUAAGUUUGCUUUUUUAUUCUAACCUGAGAAAACAGCCUCCCGACAUUUCGCGCGACGCCAGCACUAGUUUUCCCACAAAAUGAAGAAAACCCCGAAAACCCCGUUUCACGACGCAAUUACUGGCUUUCCCGUGAAAAGACGUCUGUGGAAGAGUGCAGAAAUUCCAUACUGAUGACGUGUACUUCCCAGAUCAAGAUAGUGCUUCUGAUUGGUCAUGCUGCAAAAUAAAUUUUCUUUAACCAGUCAAAAGUACUGCAUGUCCAGAUCUGCGUAGUGACACAUCAUCAGUACGCAAUUUCUGCGCUCGUUCCUCAGACGUCUUUUCACGGAAAAGCCAGUAAUUGCGUCAUGAAACGGGGUUUUCCUCACUGGGUUAUAUUCUUGAUGGUCACUUGAGGUUAAUGAUAAUGAACAGGGAUUCUUUCAGUGCUUUGCUACAUUAUUCUAUUCAAUUGUUUGCUUGAACUCUCAUGACACCUUUGAGACCCAAAAGCCCAUAUCCCUUGUUCAAUCAGGGGAGAGAAGAAAUCCGUUUAUUCCAGUAAAUUUGUAAAAGGACUGUGAAAACUGUGAAAAAGCCAUAAGAAAACAAUAAUUUGGAUCUGAUCCCUGAAUUUCAUGACUUAAAGGUAUCGUCGUAGAAAUCAAGCAGAAAUUAUGGAUUUUCUAGUAACUGAUGAGUUCUAUCACAUUUUGCUGUAGGAAGUUGGAUUAGAAUCUAUGAAGGUCUGCGUUAAAGACCUCAGUGGAUUAGGAUCGAGUCAUGAUCCCUUGAUUGUCAGCUACGCUGUUACUGGAGGUUGUUUAUAAUGUUCCUAUUGUAAUGAUCACUAUUUCUAGUAAGAACUAUUGUUAUUUUUAUUAUCAUUAUUACUAUUAUUUUUAUUGAUAUCUUUUAGAAGUUCUUAUAUGUAGGAAUACAUUUCAUGAUAUAAUUAAGCAAACACUGGAGUACAAACACAGAUAUACCUUAUUCAUGUUACACUCUAUCUUUGCACGAACUUUAAGAUUGAUUAUUGAUGGAAUAAGAGCAAUUAGAGGGCACACAAGUAAUAAAAUUGCCAAUACUAGUAAUCGAGUAAUCGACUGCAUUCUUGUAUUUACUGAUUUUAUCCCUUGCUUGCCCCCUGAGACACCACGUAACAUUGCUUUAAUUUAUUCCAUCAGUCCUUAAGCCUGGCAGAGAUGGCGGGUAUCGUUAAUUAGGUCUACUAAGGAUUAAAAAAAAAAAACAUUUGUUGAGGUACCUACAAGCAAACAUGUUACUACUACUGAACAGUAACUUAGUUUUAAUUGAAAUAUGAAAAAUAUAUUAAACAUUUAUGUUUUUUUCCAAAUGGAUAACUACUCAAUAUUAUGUCUCUUUUUUCUUGGUACAGACCUUAAUCCUUGCCUUAAUGUGCAUUGCCCACGGUUUGGAGUCUGCAGGACCUACAGUGCGCAUGAUGCUCGGUGUGAGUGCGAUGACCAAUGCCCUUCAUAUAAAGACCCAGUGUGCACUGCAAACGGAACAACUUACGACAACCGAUGCUGGCAUAAGUUAAGCUAUUGUAGAGGACUUGAAAAUAAUCUGGUUUAUCACCCUGGAAGCUGUGAAGGUAUAACGAAAAAUAAUGUCAGCGAUUUUUUUUUGGCUGUAUAUGCCACAUAAAAUAGUCUGGGAGUUAAGCUCUCGAUUGCUUAGAAUUAUUGGUGUUGGCUCAAAAUUGAAUUGACUUCAAGCUAUGAUGUUUAUAACUUUUCGUUACUUUUAAGCUCGCCUUUAGCUCCUCACGCAGGCUAAACAACGAUAGACAGCUGUAACAAGCUACUUCGUCUCUCUGCUUUGGCAAACAAACAUAUAGCAGCCCAGACUAUAGCCAAUGUUUGGUCUGUGUAAGAUCUUUUAUCCUCAUUUGUCUUGCAAUUUAGUUUUUAUCGCGUAAAAUUAGAUUACUUAAAUCUGCUCGGGGCAAAUAUGGUGCAAAAAAGUGCAAAAGAGGAGGAAAUCAAAGACAAAUGGAGUUGCAUAAUUGAGGGCAAAUGCAGUAUUUACUAUCUUUGCCCUUGAUUUCAUCCUCUUUUGCAACUUUUUUGCAUCUUAUUGGCACUGAGUGAAUUUGCUGAAAAUCAAAUAUUUCCCGCAGUGGCGCGCGCUCCCAAUAUACUGGCAUAUGUUUAUCUUUGAACUGGCAUAUGUUUAUCUUGGGCACUGAAACCAGCAUGCAAUAAUAAGCAGCCACUAUACAUUUCGUUGUAGAAAGGUAGCCGACAUUGCAAGUUACAGCCUAGUUUUAGUUCCAUUUCCACGCUUUUUUUAUCACCACCCUUCACCACUUAGAGUUGCACUACAACGCAAGCUAGGGAAGCUACGUAAGCGAUAAUGCUUAAAGAGCACAGUGAUGCUUCCUUAUAAAGUACUUAAUUUAUUACAAAACAGGCUUUCCAAUUGUUCGGGGCCGUGUAGAUCUGCUACAGGUUCCAAAAUGGUCAGAUUCAAACUGUCAGACAGUCACAUUUCCUCCAUACCGGUUUUAUCCGGAUAAACAAGUUCAUGUUCAAAUAACCGUCAAUCACAUGAAGCUGAAUGACUCUGUGACAGUCCACGACGCUGUUACUUCAUGGACAGAAAGUAUCAACACAAAAAACUUCACCGUCUGUGUCAUGCAAACCGGGAGGAAAGAAGAAGGCGCGAAUCCAUUUGCCACCAUUGAUUGGGUGGCUUAUCAAGGAGCACCGCCCGAAGGAUUGACGGGAACGGUUGAGUUGCAGAAAUGGUGGUCUGGUACCAACUGCGCAGAUGUAACCUUUCCUACGGUGAGAUGGGAAUGUACAUAUUAAAUUAAAUAAUUGUUGCAAAUUCAGUUAAAGUCUCCAUGACGAAUGUUAGACUUUCAUUCAUGUGACAUCUUUAAUCCGUGUCUUAAAAAAAAAAAACAAAAAAAAAAACAAAACAAAACAACACCAAAAACAGCAAAAAAAAAAACAAAACAAAACAAAACAAAACAAAUAAAUACUAAAUAAUUGGAAAAUUGAGUCUUGUGACCCCCUUAGCCAAAACUUGACAGAUUUAUACACGACUUGUAUGCGUAACAAAAGAAGAAAAACAUCAAGAGCGAAACUGUGAAGGAGAGACCUCCUUAACAUCCAUUUCAACAAAAUGAAGCGCUAAUCUGAUACAAAGAAGCAGCUUAUAACAACAACAACAACAACAACAACAACAACAAAAAAAAACAAACAAAUAAAAAAAACACAAAAUAUUUGUUUACCUAUUUGAAUUAACUGAAUAUGGAAAGACAAGAAUUCACAUCUUAAGUUAAAGAACAUAUUAAAACUUUCCUUGAACUAGAAAAAUGAGACACAAAGUUAACAAAAAAUAAUCGAUCAUUACGAGGUAACUGGGGAGAUGAUUGCUAGAUCUUCUAAAAAGUUGUGACCGACUUAGCGACUUAGUUACCAAGACAACAUUAGAUAACAAGUAAGAAUGGGAACUUACUUAGUGGUUAGUGUCAAGUAAUUUUGUAGCAAUAUUCAAAAAAAGCUGUUUCGAUUGUUGUUAUUGCUUUUUCUUCAGGGCAAGUUUGCCGAGGCGCCAAUAGUCCUUGUGACGUCAGAGCACCUGAGGACUGGUAAAGAGUAUGAUGCUGCUCUCAUUUGGAUUGAAGACUUAACAAAGGACUCAGUUAAAGUCUGUCUUCGUGAAAUGCAAAACUUUGACGGUAGACACCAAGAUAUCACUGUGGUACGUUCUUAGUCAGAUUUUAAAAAAACUGGAACGCGACUGUCCACAAAAUUUGUGAGGAAUGCUGGUCUUGUUAAAAUAAAAGCGUUAAGAGAAAAAAAGCAUUGCUAAGUAAAGAUUGUCCGGCAGAUCGGGAGUGAUGAUCAGUCAAAUGAAAGGAAAUGCAGAAAGAAAAACCUAAAAAGAAACGGAAAUAAUAAUAAUAAUAACAACAAUAAUACUAAUGAAUAAUAAUAAUAAUAAUAAUAAUAAUGAAUAAUAAUAAUAAUAAUAAUAAUAAUAAUAAUAAUAAUAAGAAAUGAAUUGAAUAGCAUUACGGGCGGUGAAUUUUAAAUAGCACACAAAUUGGUCUUCCUUAUCCCCAUGCCUCCCUUCACGCUCUUACGUGAUUCGCCUGAUGUCUCAAAAAAAUGUGGAUUUGCAUCCUUUUCUUGACUCUUUGCGCUCUUUGUUAUGUCACAACUUCAUAGAGUUCAAAAUACUUAGAUUCAAAGGGGCCUAAAAAUGAUGAGUUUAUUUGAAUUUUUUGUUGGUGUAAUACGAUUCUGUCCCAAGACUAUGGGUGGCAUCACUUUUGUUUUUACCUCUUUUCACAGAACUGGUUUGCCUUCUCUAAACUGCACAAGCCUCUUUUCACCGAACAUGGUGUCAUAAAUUUUCCAAAUACGAACCCACCUUUGGAUAAAAUGAACAAUGCUUAUUGCCAGGUGAGAAAAGAAUUAUUUGCAAAAGCAGUGAGUAGCAUGCUGUUCACAGCAUUUUCCCUCACAGAUAUAUCGCUUACUUACAUCACUGUUUAUAUUUUCAAAACACUUUUAGUCAUAUACACUUUACGCAAUAGAGAUCAAAGUGACUAGAAAAGUAAAGAAGCUGGUCCACUAAACAAUACUUUAAGACAAGAGGUCAAAAACUACAGACUGAUAACGUCCCUCUUAACCAUCGACAAAGUGUUUGAGCAACUGCGCUGUAAACAGGUGCUGUGAAACUCGACCACAUCUUUUCUAGCCUAAGCAUUGCUUACAGAAAGGGACACAGCUGUGAGACCACUCUACUACGUCUGAAUGAGGACUGGAAGCUAGCAAUAGACAGAAAAGAGCUAGUAUGUAUUCUAUCGACUGAUAUGAGUAAAGCGUUUGACUCUCUCAGCCACUCGCCGACACUAACAAAGCUUGAAGCAUACGGUUUUGAGUCCUCAGCGUUGGACCUCGCGCGAUCAUUCUUUAACAACCGCCAAAAUGUUCAACCCCCUGCUCUAGAACGUAUUUCAGAAUGACCUGCCCUGCUCCAUAACUACCGCUAAACUUUCGAUAUAUGUAGACGAGCACCAGUUGUACACCUCACGGACUAAUUUUACAGCUGAAAGGGAAGCCUUAGAGCAGGAAGAUCAACUUGCCGCGUCUUGGUAUCUUGAUAAUGUUCUACUCACAAAUCCUGACAAAUUCCAGGCGAUGAUCCUUUAUAAUAGAGAUAUUGACAUUGAAGGCUAAUACACUGAUAUGAGCAUAGAUGGUAGGGUCAUUACAAACACAGAUUACAUCAAACUACUUGGCGUCCACAUUGAUUCCAGUACGAACUUUAGUAAUCAUAUUAGUGAACUGUGUAAGAAAGUCAGUAAGAAAGUAGGGAUAUCCCAAUGCGCCUGCGCAAUCUUGUUUCCUGCUCAGCUGUAAGUCUUCUAUAAGUCUUCCAUCCUGCCUUGAUUAAUACCUUACCUACUGCCAGCUGGUAUGGCACUUCUGCAAGGCCUCAGACAGCAGGAAAAUAGAACGCCUUCAAGAACGUGCCUUAAGAACGGUAUACAGAACUAAUUCUGCCUCUUACCAGACAAUACUAAAAUAUCAGGACUAACCAAGUUGCAAAAUCGUAGAUUGCAGGAUAUAGCAAUACUUUUGUAAAAAGUCAAGAACAACCUCGCCCCUAUCGACUUAGCAGAACUUUUCAAUUUAAAUGAUUCGAGGUAGUCUCUGCGAAACAAGGACUUUCAUUUACCUCCUAGAUUCAAUACUGUAACCUACGGCAAACAUUCGUUUCGUUACUUUGGACCUUUACUAUGGAAGAGACUAAACAACAAAGUCAAGUAAUCACCUAGUCUUCAGUCUUUGAAGAACGCUAUCAGAUAUUUAGAUAUUUCUGGUAUUUUAUUAUUUUUUCAUUAUUAGCUUCGCCAAAAAAACAAACAAACAAGCAAACAAACAGAAAGAACAUUGGGCCAAGAUACUAAUAAAAAAAUAAAAGCAAGAGAUAUUAAAAAACACAGCGAUACAAGAAAAACUACAGCUAGUAUACUUACAACAAGUUAUUGGACGAGACAAGGGACGAGCAUUGUUUCAUUUUGAACAGAUAGACUUGAACGAACGUGGGUCUUCACAAUCAUAAGAAACAGCUAAAGCGGACUUAUAAUAAUUAAAAACAACCUAUUAAAGGAAGCUAAGGUCGAUGAGCUCAAAUCUAGUUCAUCCACGAAAACAAUUCCAAAUUCGACAAGUUCUAGUGAGAAAAGAUUUCUGGUACGUAGUAGUUUUACAUUUCUUAAUUAUGUAUUUAUUAACAUUGCUGGUUGACGAUCUAGUGCGUCUACCGUAUUUGCGAACUUCAGGUUAGGACAGAGGAGUUCACGUUCAAGACCGUGUGUCAAUUUAAAAAAAAAAAAAAGGUUAGAUCUAAAAGUUCAUGCCUGUAACAAAUAGGUAUUAGGUUUAGAGUUUGGAAACGAGACUUAAAACUUAUAUUAGAAGAAUAAGUCGUACGUCUUUGGACACGCUCUAGCUUGACAAUGAGCUCGAUGGACUGCGGGGCCCAAAUUUGGGUGGCGUAUCCCAAAUGUGGCCUGACUAGGGCUGGGUAUAGCGUUCCUCUUACGUCGGUUCUAAGUAUGAACCUCGUGUUCCUCUUUAAGUAUAAAUUCGUUUAUUAGCACGCGAAGAUUGUUCGUUUACUUGUUUGUACCAUGUCAGAUCCUUACUAAUCCAUACGCCCAUCUCUUUUUCUGCAACAUAUCACAAGUGCGGUGUUGUUGAGUUUGUAAGAGGAUAAGAUCGGCUUUGUUUUCCUUUUUAUGUGGUGCGCCUUACACACUUAGCUUCGUUAAAAGAAGACCGGAUGAUUGAGACCAAGUUACAAGCUUACCAAGGUCUUUCUGGAGAGAAGAGACACCGCUCAAAUUCUUAAUCUCUCUGAAUGUUUUUGUGUCGUCGGCAAACAUCAUUACUCGACUACUAGAACUGAUGACUUCAGGAAGGUCGUUGAAGUAUAAGAGGAAGAGCCGGCUGGUCCAGAGGUAACAGGAAGAUCCUCUGAAGCGGCGCCGAGUACCCGUAACGCGUUGGUGUCGACCUGACAGUUAAGAGCAGAACCAGUUAAGCAGGUUGCCACCCAUACCGGCCUGGAUUAGCUUAUGGACGAAGCGCCUGGGACUGACUUUGUCGAAAGCUUUUGACAUAUCAAGGUAGAUGGUGUCAACCUGGCCGCCACUAACUAAAUUAGUGAACCAAUGUGGCCAAAAGCCUCAAGCAAGUUGGUGACGCACGUUCUUCCAGUACAAAAACCAUGUUGUUUAGGUGAAAUUACGUGGUACAGGUGGUCCUUGAUGCUAUUCAACACACAACGCUCAAAGACCUUGGACACUAUUGGGAGUAGAGAGAUGGGACGGUAAUUUUCUACCCGGUCUUUUGCACCCUUUUUGUGGACAUGCACGACGUUAGCUAGUUUCCAGUCCCUCGGGAGAGACCCUAGUUGAAGUGAUUUGUUGAAGAUCCUACAUAAGGAACGAGCAAUCACUGAGGCAGUCUCCUUGAGCAAUUUAGCAGGGAUUUCGUCCGCCCUGUGGCUUUACCGACUUCUAGUGCUUUGAAUGCAGCUAGAAUCGUGGACUCAUUGAGAGUUAGAUCGGAUAUAACAGUGUCCAAACGUAUGCACGCUGUCUUCUCCACUGCGCUGUCGAUAGUAAAUACAGAGGCAAAAAAACUGUUAAACAGGUCAGCUAUUCCCUCAGGUGUAUCAGCACUUACUCUUGAAGGGUUCUGUGACUGGUCAGCGGAGUAGUCUGGGACGGUUACCAUGGAAACACGGCUUGGGAUGGGAUGAGAUUUAGAGUUAAGCUUCAAAUUAACCAUAAGCGCUUGAGAUUGAAUCUAACGCUAUCCACGGAGUCCCAGGAGAUGUUCGGCAAGUUAAUGUCACCACAAAUUACCAUAUUUUGAAACUGAUCGCAGACUUGAUCUAGAAAGCUAAAUAAAUAUACCCAACUAGGGUCUGAAUCCGGAGGCCUGUAACAGGAACAGAAUAAUAAUGUAAUCUUCGGAUCAAAUUUAGAAGAAAAUAACUGUGACUGUUGUGACCUUUGCAGAUCCUAAUUUUAUGAUUUUAAGAUUUUUAAGAUUUUACUAUGUAUUAUCAUGAAUUGCUAUGUAUUUUAGAUUAGUGUGCCCAAUUAGAAUAUAUCAUUAUAAUUAGCAUUAUCAUAGAUUAUUAUUAUUAUUAUUAUUAUGUAAUUUUAGAUAAGUGUCCCCAAUUAGCCAUAUACGUUUGACACUUAAAUAAAGUUCUUAUAUCUUAUUAUGUUGUUAUAUCAGACAUAUCAAGACAUCAAAGUGGCAGUUUGUUCUGUUAAAAUGAUUAAUCGCAAAUAUUGCUUGUUCAAUUGGGACUUCAAAAAUAAACACAUUGACGGGAACCGAAGCUUUUAGUGAUUAAGGAACAGUGUUAAACGUUUUACGUUUCUCUUCCAUGGCAGUUCGUUUCAUUCACGAGAGCUUAUAACUCGACUCCGACAGUUCUCCUCUCAGCCAAUCACAGCACGACGGCAUCUGGGAAUUCAGCACCAAAUCACAACGGAAUUACAACUUGGAUAGAGGUAAAAUUUUCCGUAAUUGGGGAGGAUUGUGGGGAUCUAUCGGGGCAAACAAAUUUCAAACCAACACUCGACGAAAGAUAUAACUGAACAGAGAAGCACGCUUGCUUGAGGCGAUGUAUAGGUCGAUAAUAGGUGUGGCGCAAAAAUGUGCCAAGUGAAGUUGAGAUUGCUUAUCGGCUUCCUUUUGACGUUAAUUAUCGAAUACGAUUAUGGUGUCGGUACAAAAUAAUAUCUUUAAAUUAUCAGCAGGGGCCGCGCGCGGUGGGCUCGAACUUCAGAUCUGAUUGUGCGGUUUUAAACGUUACUUUAGAGCUCUUUCCUUGGACACGAAACUUUGCUCCAAUCAUUUGGCUGCUUUCUUCAUCAACAGGGAUCUUUAGAUCCGUCCUUCUGGGCCUCAUAGCUCAUUUGUGCCACAGCCGUGCCCCUUAUUAGGGUAAAAAGGAUAUUUUGGAUAAAAUUCCGAGCAUUAAUUCACCGUAUAUUUUUUUAUACCUUUCUUUAAUUACUUUCAUCAAACCACAGUGUUAAUUCACGUCGAAUCUUCGCAUCUCUAUGUUACAUAAGAAGACGUAGGGGAACGUUUUAAAAAUAUUCUGGUAUUCUCUUCCUUUUAAUUCAGUUGUUUAUGACUACAAUUUUAGCAGUACUAAACUACGUUGAGUGCUUUUUUUUUUUUUUUUUUCAGAACAUGAAUACCUCUGGAUUCAGAGCCUGUGUCAAGGAAUUAUACGGGACCAGAUAUGACCCCUUGUCCGUCGGUUAUGCCGUGCUCACAGGUCUGUAAUAUUACUGAGUUCAUUUAUGAAGUAGUUUUUAGCAAAUGGAAAAAGAAACGUUAUUUGUUACCGGAUUCAUCUGGAAAUACUUUGGAAAUGCCCUAAACUAAUAACACAAUGCAAGUUGAUGGUUUGCAGGUUAUGGCGUAGUCAAGAGAGUGUACCUGUUGACAUAAAAAAGAUUCUUGAAAUUCUUUCAAGUUAUAAUUUUCCUACCCCUCGAACAAUUUCACCGUUUAAUUAAAAGUUUCCUUAAAGGAUAAAUAACGUAGCCUCCCCGCAGACGUCCUUUGGGGUUCGUUUGUCACGCAUUCAUACGUGACAAACGAACCCCAAACUGACGUCUGCGGGGAGGCUAUAAAUAACGAGGAUGAAAGACCUUGCUAGAAAUUAAAAGCACCAUGCUUAAAACAAUCGUUUGAAUAGUUCGAUAUAUUUUAUCUCUAUGCGAGUGGUAUAUCCCUAUCGCUAGUCUUCUAUCCAAUAAUAUCUUACUAGUACCUUGAAACCAUUAAGCUUUGGAAAACAUUUUCGCAUCUCGCUCCUAACAGUACUGCGAGUGAGAUGCUGCUAAGGAUUUAUCAAUCCGGCAGUUUAUUUGAAUGUAUAUAUUUUUGACGCUUACGUUUAUCUGUAUUUCGCAGACAUCUGUGAACCUGGCUGGAACUAUUUCAACGGCUUUUGCUAUUUCACAAGUAAGACUUGUCAAAAUUGGACCACAGCACUGGAUAAAUGCCGACAAGAAAACUCGGUUCUUGUUGAUGUCCAAAAUAACGAAGAAAAUGUGUUUUUACAGCAUCUACAGAAUGGAGCAAAAUCCUGGCUGGGAUUGAAUGAUAUGUUCACAGAGGGCUCCUUUACUUGGGCAGAUCGUGGUACUGGGAACUUUACAACUUGGGCUAAAAACCAACCGAACAAUUUUCGGGAUGAAGACUGUGUGCAUACACUUGGUGUUGAAUAUAAAUAUGAAUGGAAUGACGUGAAAUGCAGUGACUGUCAUCAGUAUACUUGUAAGAAAGGUAAGAUGUGAUGUAUAAGUUUAGGAAUGCACAAGAAGAAGGACCGAGUUCAAGCUGAAUGAAUAAAUGGCAGCAUCAUGAAGCGUAUGAUAUUAUUAGAAAUCUAUAUUUCAUACCACCAAAUAACGUGAAAUGGAAAGAAUGUACUUGUAAGGAUUUUCCUUUGAAAGUGGUAGAAGGUAUAGAGGUGAGGGAUUUGUAAAUUCACAAAGGAAAAGCCCUUAACGAGGUUAAAAACAGACACAAUUGAUAUUAAAAACUUCAAUGAAAUCAGUUGUGGUUUUUAAUUUACGUCCCCCUAACAAAUCGUAUUUUGGUGUGUUAAUCGUGAUAAAUAGUUUGUUUUUAUUUUGGAUAGAUCUCAAUGAAUGCAGUAGGGACAAGUAUUACUGCCAUCAGGUCGCCAGCUGCACAAAUUAUCGUGGUUCAUUUACUUGCACUUGUGAUCAAGGCUACUUUGGAGACGGCUUUGAGUGCGAGCUCAAUUACGCAAGUAUGAUCAGAUACAAAAUUGCAGCGCUGCAUGUUAAUGAUGAACAGCAAGUUGAUUUACAGUAAUCUAUUCUCACUGAAGCCAUCAGCAAACAAUUCCCGUGAUCCCAAUAAUAUAGGGGAGACCUAGCCGGAGACGGUAGGAGCGGGGAGCUCCUGGUAAAGAGAUAGUUCAUCAAUGCGGAGAAAUGGGUGGGGCGUGUAAAGAAAUGUACGAAACACUGAAAAGACUGAGCAGGCUAUUAAUUGGGAAGAGAAACUAGCGUUAUACACAAGAAACGCACCACGUAAAAAUAGGUAUAGGAUAGCCACGAGUUAUACGCGGCGUGUUAGUAUCACGCUCUUUUAUUGCGGAGUUCUUAUGUUUUCAAUGGCCAUCAUUCAGUAGCUUCUACUGCAACGUCUAAAUUUUCGAGUGUCUUUUUAUGAUUUCCCUUUCUAAAUGACACGCUAUGGAGAAGAGUAGCUGCGCAGGCGACAUGGUAUCCUCCUCCUUCUUACGAGUCUGAAGUUUGCAGUUUAAUUCGGUGGCCUGGUUAAUAUUUUGCAUAUUCCGUAGCAUGCGUAGCAGGCACUAGGAAGUAGUGGGCGAAAGAGAGAACGGCCGCGCGCUCGAGGGAGACACGCUUGCGUGCCCGUUACUUCCAACGCCUGCAACGCAGGCUACAUAUUCAGCCUUAUUAUUACCCCUAGUUUUAAACUCUUGCUGUGAGGAAAGGCAUUCGAAACUAAAAUUGAUAAUUUUGCCUCGCAAGGUAAGAAUCCGAUUCGCAUUGAAAAAGAAUUUUUAAAUUCCCGGGUCCGUUCGAGGCCACCAACUCAGGGUCUUUAACUGCCGCUGACUGAGAGGCUAAAUUGUUUCCUUGGAAAAGGCAUCUACAAAAGGUUAAAAUUUUUAGUCUUCUCAGACAAGGACGAUAAACCGUAGGCCCCGUCUCCCCAACCGCUUUAAAGAACUCAUGCUCUGUUCGUAAAGAGUAGGGACGCAUUCUCCGGUGCUGUGGUCUAUCUCCCAAGGUGGGCGGGACUGUUUUGGGCCCUCGGUAAUAAACGCCACGCGCUGUUGCGGUGACCCUGCCAAGAAUUGGUGAACCUAAGUAAGUAAAUUAGUAAUAACUUUGUCGCUAAUUUUUGUAGGGGGUUUGAAACAGUCUACUAUUGUGGGGAAUGAUGCUAACUACUUGCAAUAUUUAAGCACCUGGCUCAAACCAGUUGCUCAGAGCAAAUCUUCACGAUGGAAGCGUUGUUGGCGUGCGUCCGUGGAUGGCUGGGCUGCCAGUACUUUUCACAGCGGAUGUGACAACAAAGGACCAACUGUAACAAUAAUAAGAGUCGGCGGAAAAUACAUUUUUGGAGGUUACACCAGCCUCUCAUGGGGUAAGUGGUUUGGUUUUUCUAAAACUGGGCAUUAUUAGCAAGUAAAAUUGUCCAAGGAAGUAUUUGAAGUAGAAAAUAAUAUUACCACGAAGAAGACUAAAAAAAAGGUGCAUUCACGUAAUUUUAUCACCCUUAUCCCAUUUCGGUCAAUUCGCCAAAUGAAGAUAAAUAAUUCUGGGUUUAAAUUCGAAAAGUUUCUACCAAAUAUUAGAGAAAGAAAAUCGUUGUCUUGUGGUCACAUUCCCCAUAAAACUAAAAUUAGGACGUUUUAUAUCGUAUUCGAGUUGCGAAUUCGCCGACAAUUAAAUUCUGUGCUGACGCAUUUUCUUUUCAGGGUUUUUCCUCUCUAAAGAGUUUUUCAGGCAAAGUAUCCGCACUAUUGUCUCAAGUGCCGUUGUAAUUAAAAAAUCAGUAAUAAAAAAUAACUAGAAGGCGAGUGUGAAUUGAUCAAGGCUUAGCUUCCCUUUACUUCUCUUAAAACUAACAUGAAAACUGUAUGUAAAUAGUGCAAGUUAGAUGGGGAAAUUUACCACUUCUAAUCAAGUCUUGUUAUAGUUCACCAAAAAAAUUAAACAGAUCUAGAGAGAGUAUUUUGAUCAAAGCUACGUAUACUGAUAUCAACCUGAGUAAUAGCAUGGAAUCCUGGUUUCAUCUCACCUAUUAUGUGACUUUGACGUGUAGUUCAAUGACCACACAUUAGUUCAUUGAGCGUAAACUACGUGUAGCUGCGGGAAAAAUAACCACAAAUACGUCAGAUUUUUUUAGUAUGAAUGGGUAGCAUUAUUAGAUUAAGUGGUAAAUACUCAUUUAGCAACGAUACAAGAACUAAAUUGAGAAAUAGCUAUGGUAGACUCAUGUCAUUAAGUUCUGAGUGAGCUCACUAAAUAUAAACAGGAACAUAGAUUGAUGGUAAGUUAGAAGUUAUAGUCUGCUCAGAAGGUCUGUCAUUAGGAAAUCUUAACAGGAAGGAUAUUUAUAAGCUAAAGAUAGAAGACCCUUUUGCCAAAGAAUUUGCAGAAAUUUGGCCUGACACUUCCUUUGAGGGGAGAAUAGUAUUAUAAUAUCAUUUUCUCAUCUCUACCUUUGUUGCAAAAUUCAUUAAUAUUCCGCACCUGAGUUUUCUGCAAUGAUUGACCUACCAUCAAUAACACAAAAAGUUAAACAUCUAAUGGACGAUAAUUCUCUCAACUGCUUUUCCCUCGACCAUUUUCAGAAUAGAUAUGAUAUUUGAGUAAUACCCUUAAUGUUUUUCGGAAUAGUCUCAGCCGUGAAAUCUUUGCAACGACAAAUCCCGGGAACACACCAGCAGCAUGACAGUUCUUUCAACACAUUUUUCAAUUGCCAAAAUUCAUCUAGAAUUGUUUUCAAACAACAAAUGGUAUAAAGACAUCUGCUCUUCAACCGGUAAAAAUGUUAACUCGAGAAACGUUUUUCAAGCAGCAAACACUUGUACAACGAUCUGAAAACUAAUUAAUUUUAAUUUCAGAUUUUUACAUAGACGUUUACCAACUAACAGCUAUCUACAAAAAUAGGAGUUAGAGAGGACGGAAAGUGUACUUUUUGCCGCGACGAGAAAGAGGAUUUGACGCAUCUGUUUUGGAAAUGCCAAAAUGGCUUGAGUCGUGCCAGAUCCUCCAACCAGACAAUUACUUAGACAUAUAUGACCACCGUUUCGAUCCUUACUCCAGACAGCUCAUCCUUUAAGCUCCAUAUAAUUUUAUGUUGCCUUUUAGCUAAAACCUUUAUCUGGAUAUGCAGAUUGAAGGAAUGUUAUUCAAAUGACAACAACUUCCUACUUUAUCUGAGACAUAUACCAAUUAGAAAAUAAGACACCAAGCAAUAUAUAUGUAUAUAUAUCUGUCUGGAUUUGCAAAAAACAUGGCUGCAGAAAUCUCUCUUCUAUACCCUCUGACUGAGUCUUGUAGUGCAGCAUUUUUUUUUUUUAUAGCUACUUGUUAUUUAUUCAAUCGGUACCGGAAAGGCCACAGUAGAUAGACUUUCAUGAGUUUCUCACUUGCUAUUAAGAGCAGUUGUCUGUAAGAUUCGAACUAUAUUGAAAAGUCGCUGCUACACUAUCUCACCGAAUUGGCUAAAAACUGGCAUGUAGACUUGAUGAUUUGGGGUCUUUAAUAAGGAAUAGGUAACUUUAGGUUCUAAUUUCUUCCUUUGGACCGGCGCCAUAUUGGUUAAUAGAAGAUGUUUUUGUGCCGUCGACUACAACCCUGUCCUCAAAGCUAAUCUUCCUUUGCCGAUACACGUUGAAAGAACUAUCCCUCUUUAUUGUAUUUUUAGAAACUACUUCGAAAUUGAUAACGUUUUCGCAACGAUCGAUUAAACUUUUGGUGGGUAUACUUUUUGAAAUUUUUACACCUGUAAAAUUAACAGAAAUUCAAAGGCGUAUAUCUCUCUUGCCACAUCGCAUUGAAGCUUGCCACUCUGCCUGAAUACUCAUUGUUUGUAGUUAAAUCGAGUUCGUUAUUUAAAAAAGGGCAAAUUUAAUGGAGCGGAAACAAAAGUUAUGAAUGAAAGAGUGUUCUAGCGACUUUAUCAAUAAGCUUUACACCGAAUACUCGCCAGGUGUUGCCAAAAUUACAAUCGAUAAUAGAAAUUCUGUCACUAAAUCUGAGUGGUCUAUAUAAUAAAAUUAGCCUCUGUAAUAUCAGCCAUAGCUCUGCUGCGAAAAACAGUAGAAAAAGGCAGAUUGUAUAAGGAAAAGGAAAAUGAAUUUGUUAUAUUUAUGCUACGACGCGUAAAUAAAAUGCAACCAUAACAGUCCAACUGGAAUUUCUCUAAUUUUCCUCCAGUUCCUUUAUCGAAACCAGAGCUUUUAAAAUUCACCAUGAUAAUGAAAAUGGAAAUGCAUUGCCUUACUUGACGACAAAGAUGCCAAUUUCCACCUUGAUCGAAAAAAAAGUAAUAUUUCCCCACGCAUAUCGCGGGUCGAUCGUCACUUUCCUUGCAUGGCGUUACAAUUCACGUGAAACCGCCUGGUUUCAAACAACUGAACUGAAGAAUCCGUGAAAAACUUAGCCAGGGAAUAAAAUUGAUAUAAGUUAUCAUUAUUAGUGAGCGAGGAUGCGAUGAUAGUUCCAGCUACAUGUAUUUACAGCGUUUGAAGAACUCAUGAGACAUGAGACAUGAGCCCUUGAAAUAAACAUCAUUACUUCCGGGUUUUCCAAAUUGGGCGCUGGCAAAGUAAUAAAUAGACUCGUUCUAUCUUGAACGCCAUUAACAACGGUUCCGUGCAAAAUUAUUUAGUUUUUAUUUUCGUUUGAGGAGAUUCUUGGUCUUUCGAUAAAGUGCUUUGUGAUAAACAGGAAAAUUGGUUUGGAAGAGGUUGAGAAGAAUGAGGGAUGAGCACAGGAGAUAAGAAAACCCCAGUCACCCCACUGAGGGGCUUUAAAACUGUGCGCAAAUGCCUCUCCCUAAGGACAAUUCCAGAUUUAAGUUUUCUUGAAAAAGCUUAAAAUCGCUAGUCCAUGAAUGGAUAACUCAAGAUAGUCCUGAUUCUAAAUAAAGAAAAUAGCAAAGAAAAUUCAGUAGUAAAGCGACCAGAGUGUUUCUCCGAUAUCGCGAACAAAAAUGGUGUUCUUUCACGGUGUGACUUAAGAUGUGUCUGCAGUUUAAUGUAAAAUCAUUCACCAUGCUCACGGACCUUUCGACAACGUAAGUGUACCGAUUGAUGUAAUAUCAGUUGUAAAAAACGAACGCUCUUUACUGUAGGAUGAUGAGGUCAUCAUACAAAAGGCGUCUUCACUCUGGCAUCCUCAUUUUCUAACCGUCAAAACCUAAUUUUCUCUGCUCGUAAACUCAAAACACCUCUGAAGACAAGUAGUGGUAAUGUGCUUGUUAGUAAGACGACCAACAAGCUGUGCCCAUCGUAAAGAAUCUUGUCUGGGCUCCCUUGAAAAAUUGCACUUGAUCAGAAGCGUUCAAGUUCAUCCUCCGCCGCGACAACUUCAUGAUCUAUUUUUACUAAUGGGUGGUUCAGUUUGGAACUAUCCUUUGGCUUUUCCUUUCGGAUGUUCAGGAGCGUCUCUAUCAGGAGCGUAGCCAGGAUUUUCCAGGUGUUCGCCCAAUUCUCAAAACUUACCCCAACUUCUUGCUCAGUUCUCUCGUAUUAAACGUUUCCCUAUUACAUUUGCUAAUUCUGGUAACUAGAUGAGGUUAUGCGUGGAUGAAAUGGCACUUGCAAUCGGUGAGAAAAUUAGGUUAGACACUUUGCCCUCAAGUACGGCUCUCGCGUUUUGCUUUCUACCUUAGAAGUAAAAACUGAAGCUUUGGCUUUCCCUUUCCGUGUAAACAAUUUCGUUCGGCUGUUCAAACUACUUUUAGAAAACAGCAAACUACCCAAAUUUAUUUUUAAUGAAGGUAUAAGGGUAGGAAUCCAAAUUGUUUUCAAAUGUUCUUCAAAAUGUACGCCAUGCAAGUGGAGUGUUUCACUGAUUUUAACACGAAGAUUGUGAAGCAAUGUCUAGUGAGUGUGGGGGGUAAUUAAAUAUAAUGCUCCAUCUUAAAAAAAUGAAAUUGAAAAGAAAAAUUUUGUAUAAUAGGAGUACACAUUUUUUAACUUUAUCGAGUUGUGAAAAAUCACAAAUUUGUUUCUUCUUGAAUGUGUUAUACUCUCAUCCAGUUUGAGUGUUUUCAGUGUUUCCGAUAUGUCCGUCGGAGAUCGGUAGUUACCGUGAAUGAUCGAUUAAGCGCCGCGGCGCCCAUUUCAUUUUCCAUGUUAAAAGUGCGGCGCUUAUUAGGGAGGGGCGCUUAUUUCAACUGCGGGUAAAACACUAAGGGGAAUAUAUAGAGAGAAGUCAGAGUUCGGCAAGAAAAAGGACAAAUAUGCACACCUCGAACUGUUAUAUGAACCUGGUUUCGAAAGUUUCCGCUCAUUAUAACUUUAGAACUCACGAUUGGGUCUUGGUCUUGUUUGUCAAGCGAUAUGGUUUUGAUGUCUUUUUAUAUCAAGCGCCAUAACAAGUCUAACAAAGGUCGGACGUUUACUCCGUAGCGGCGUUUAUUCCAGUAGCGGCGCUUAAUCGAUAAUUUACGGUAACUGCACAUUUGCUUGGAAAAAAGGAAAAAAUGAAAGAUUUAUUUUGUCACUUGGGAAGUUAAACUUGAUUUCAUAGGUCCGUUUGUGUCAAACAGGUAACAUAGUGCUUUUGUCAAGGGAAAAAAUGGAAAUUUUUGCUCUAUUUUCCCUUGGCUUGGUGCCUUAGUGAUAUAUGAUUCUUUGGUCUUUAUGGGAGCACGGCUGAAGUCAUCAUAGCUUUUCUUUUAAAUAUAUAGAAAAAUAAUCGUCGCUUAUCAAUUUUUAGAGCACUGUCCAGUCAAUUAAUUUUUGUUUAGUCAUGGACUAAAAUGAUCGUUUUUUGUUAACCUUUAUGGAUUUUUUUUACGCAUGUACGGGCCUGAGGAAAUGUUACCUGAAAACAAGCUACGAUCCUAACUUUCUACCUUCGAGUCUUUUCCAUAGCCAUAAGUUUUUCCCUGAAGGAAUUUUUCUUUGUUUCACAUAAUGAUUGGUCUUGUAUGCUCAUCUAUUUUUGAGAGGCUAGUCCUGUGCCGUAUUCUGAUGUGAUGUACUUUGGGGGGUAGGUACAAUAAAGUUUUGGCCAUUUGUCAGUUGUCAGUUAAAUUUAAGGCCAUUUGUCAGUUGUCAGUUAAUUGGCUGUUAAUAAUUAAUUACGUAAUUUAGUUAUUUCUUUUUUAUCCAAAAUUUAAUUCGAACAUUGCUACACUAAUAACCUUUUUUUUUCAAAUUUGGAGUUGAAUUCAUUACAAGCGGCUUUCUAUCGUUACUCUCCUGCUUGCCUGAGCAAAACAUUCCUCUCUAACCCUUAGAUCCUUAGCGCAUCAAAAUUCACCUUCAAAAUAUUUGAAGUAUAUCGCGAGAAAGACAAACAAAUAUCGCAAGAGUUCUUUCUUUUUUUGUUCGUUUGAUUUUAUUGGGUAUUGUUUGUCAAUGGCUCAGUUGUGAUUGGCUGGGAUGAAGGUGAUCGGGGAAUAUUGCACUCGCCCAAACAGGCGCGUUGGGAAGAGAGUACGGUAACAAACAAAAUAUGUUUUCUCUUGUGAAACAUGAAACAUAUCUACUAUAAGCAUGGGUGAAGUGUUUGGUUUCUAUAAUGUUUUGUUUUUAGCUGAUGUACUGCGUGUUUUAAUGUAUGAAUUUACAUACGAUCAACCGACACCACUAAAAUCUGACGUGUAACGAUCCCUCCAGGAAAGGUGUUGAGAAGCAAGCACACGGGUGGUUCGCACCACUGCCGCAAAGCUACAAAAUGUAGUCAUACAUUAGGCCACCGUAAAUAUAACAUAAAUAAUUUCAAGAAAAAUAAAUGUUACAUAGUGCAUUACGUGAAAACAAGAGCGAAAAUAUUCUGAAAGCGUGACAGUACCCAGAAGGUUUUCCGGACUAACUUGCAUGCUUAUAUUUACACCACUACAUGAAACAAAUACACAAGCACUUAGAAAAAUACAUACUGUUCAUUUCGCUUCCUGAGUCAUCCAGCAUACUUGGAAGCUCCAUCUUCCACUGGUCGUCCGUUGUGAUGGCGAAGUUAUCACUUUUCCCGCCCGGUUUCGGUGCCAUCCGAUAAAGCUUUAUAUCGAAAUCUCCAAGGCCGUAUUUAAUUGUUAGUUCCUUGAGACCAAGGAAUUGAAUAAGGUGCUUUUUGAGAGCAUGUACUGUAUUUAAGUCAUUUAUCGGAAAACGGCUUCUAUGUCUUUCGAAUGCCGUAUCCGAAUUAACGCGGUAAAAGCUUACAAUCGCUUUAAUAACGCCAGCAUUGGCAGACAUCAUGUAAGCUGGCGCGUGCUCGGGACUGCUCAGCGUGAGUUUGUAAGUUCGAGAUCAGAGGUGAAAAUUAUGACCCUGAUGUACAUGGGUCAUACAGUAAAUUAUUAACGAAAUAUGACACUCAAGCGUCCUGCUGCUAAGAUUUAAUAUAAAACGUGCAUUUGUUUGACGAAAAGAGUAAAACAUUGUUAUUUACAACGGGUUUUGAAGGAUAUUUAGGGCAAUAAGAUCUUUUGUCAGUUGUCAGUAAAACCCUCUACAAAUGUCAGUUGUCAGUUAAAUUUUAGCCUAUUUGUCAGUUGUCAGUUAAAAUUUUGGCCAUUUGUCAGUUGUCAGUUAACCCCAUCCAGACCCUCUACUUUCUGUCGCUUUUCCCUGAUCUAACAGCUCCUUACUGAACAAAAACGGUUUUCAUUGUGUCUAUUCAGAGAACUAGCCAAUAUUUUUUCAGCGAUACGCACGAUGUUCCUAAUUCCCCCUAGUCCCCGUCUUAGGCGCUGGCGUCGCGUAGAAUUUUGGGUUCACUGAGGUCAACAAAAAAUUUCCCGUCCGGGUAGGGGUUAGUAUUUUGCUGUUUUUAGCCGUGACACUUCUGAAUGAAGCAUACAUGAGGUAAAUACAAUAAAACGGUCAAAGAGUACUGGAAACAAGUUUGAAAAAUAAAAAAGAUGGCGGCCGAAACGCGGAUAAUUUUUUUUCUGGCUUGCAAAUACGUUUUCUGGAAAUUUUCUUCGCGCUGGCUACCCCUCACGAAUUCAGGUCAAAUUCAAAGGAAAACACAAAACACAGUUUUUAUCACAAUCCUUGGUUUAAAAGACUGUGGUGGUUUUAAAGGCAGACAAGAGAUAUCACGAUAUCAGGUGGUACCGUUCGCGAUUUCUGCAAACUUUGGUUGUAAUCUUUCCGCGAAAGUCUACGCAGGUGAAAAUCCAUACAAAAAUGGCAAUUUUUGGUUGGUUUGGAGCGCGAAAAACCCAGUGAAAUCCGAUAAGCUGGCAUUAAUCGAAGGCAAGAUCUUGAAUUUGAUGUUUCUUGAUAUAAAUAUUCUGGUGGUACCCAUUGAGAUGUUGUUACGAGUAACUCACAAUCAGAGACAAAAAACUCCGAAAGUCGCUUCAGUCUUAUUAUUCCGCUAUAUUUUAAAGACCAAAUCGUGGCUCGAAUGCGGCUCUAGCCUGUUAAAUUGCCGGACGUGACCGGGCAUUCUACGCGAUGAGUGCUUUUAAGGCAAAGGAUUCCGUACUAUUGUCUCAAGUGCUGUUGUAGUUUAAAAAAAUUAACAGAAAUGACUAGAACUUACGUUUCCUGUUUUAUCUCACCUAUUGUAUGACGCACACUCAAUUUUAUAUUAGCGCAUCAGUCUGUCUAGUGGCUCCCAAAGCACUAACACGAUUUUUUAACUAUUCUAUGUUUUAAUUGCUGUAGUCAAUUACUUAUUAUAGGUGAUUAUUAAUAUAAAUUCAUUUUAAAUCUACUUAUACAUUUUGUAUCUUUUUUAGAAUCUUAUCAUAUCUUUUUACAGUUUUUGUUGUUAGUAGUUGUUUGUUGUAAGUAAUUUUAUCCUCAUUUUUCAUUUUAAUUCUAUAUCGUAAUCAUUUUUAUACGGCCCCUCAAGCGUUGAGCUUUAAGUCUUAUCGUGUUUUAAUAAAAGAAAGAGAUGAUGAUGAUCAUGGUGAUGAUGAUGAUCAUGGAUUAUGUUUGAAAACCUUCAGUAUGAAUAUGUGUAAUAUUUCAAAAAGCUACACAAAGACCGAGCAUACAAUCGACAAACAACAUAGUAAGAACGGGGGCCCCUGUAGUGUCAGCUAUUACAAGGGUAUAUUUCUUUUUUCACUCAAGUUUUCCUUGCACAAUUGUGAUGUACUUUGUCGCCGAAUAGCGUUUUGAAGAGCUGGACCACGACCAAGACAGCAGGGAGUAAUUCGGAAGUUAAUCUGAAUGUACAGUGGAAGCUCGGCAUAACGAAGGACCAAGUGACCGGCAGAAUUUGUUCGCUAUAUAACGAAGUUUCGUAUUAUCGAGGUUCUUUUCCAUAUAUUUUAUUAUUACUGGAGUAACGAAAAUUGUUUGUUACACCGAGGACUUUAAUUUGUUAUAUAGAGGUUCAUUAAAACAAGGUUCCACUGUAGUAAACGAUACCUGAACAAUUCAAGCCUUUUUGUCGUAGGUGACGACAAGUGAUAGUCUCUGUACAGAAGUUCCUCCUUCUCAGAAAAAAUCAGGAGAAGAGAGUUGUCUCCCAAGCUGGGGGGACGUCUGUACACAGGUUAGACAAGUGACUAUUAUUCUGCGAUUUAUUAUCGCUAUUUGUAAUUUUGUUGUGUUUAGCUUUUCAAAUAUGCGCCAGUUUCUUUGUUCCCAGAUUAAAUACUUUAGUAAGAGUAGUUAAAAACCUAUUAAAAACAAACUUUUACGAGGCUCGUAUCUUUACUAAGGGAAUUAAACUAUAACAAGUAGUACAUAUUUUCUUGUCACUUUACGAACUGUACAAAUUGGGAUUUUUAAAACCUGGGCAUUGAUCUUGCUUUUCAUUUCUUUUUUUCCGAACAGGUUACAGCAGUUGCCCCGGGUAUCGAUACGAUUCAUCGGCAUUUCUUUUCUCGCUGGUUAACAAACCAAGAUGGGCACCUGUGAAACUGCCCGCGUAUAGAAAUUACGAUCAUGCCAUAUACGAUUGCUCGUCUGAUGGACCUACUUUUGGUGGAGGCUAUGACAUUAGAAUUGUCGACUAUGCGUCAUCCGGUAGUGGUUCCAAUACUAUUCUUGGCUAUACUUACACCCCACCAAGAGGGUACAGCUAUAGAAGUACCUUCAGCAACACAUUCCUGCAAGGACAAAGAUAUACGGAUCAUUUUACACCAGACGAAGUAGAAACGUUUUACGAAACAAACUAG
Messenger RNA from Porites lobata, 24510 nucleotides. The record is from the annotation of a GenBank genome assembly. Lineage: Eukaryota; Metazoa; Cnidaria; Anthozoa; Scleractinia; Poritidae.